AGGGAGGAAGGACAGCAGAGCUCACACUUCAGACAGCAGUGCUUGUGGGCCUUUCUGGAGCGGAAACUCUUCUCUCACAGGGAGGGACACAGCAGGCAGCAGGCACCAUGGAGCCCCCCUCAGCCCCUGCCCACAGAGGGCAUGUCCCCUGGCACAGGCUCCUGCUGGCAGUCUCACUCCUGACCUUCUGGAACCUGCCCACCACUGCCCAGAUCACUGUUGAAUCAGUGUCCUUCAAUGCUGUAAAAGGAAGGGACGUUCUUCUACUUGUCCACAAUGCGAUAGAGAAUAUUCUAGCCUACCACUGGUACAGAGGAGAAAGAGUAAAGAACAGCCAACUAAUUGCAUCAUAUGAAGUAGACCGUCAAGUAACUAUCACAGGACCUGCACACAGCGGUCGAGAGAUAAUCUACCCCAAUGGAUCCCUGCUGUUCCAGAAGGUCAACCAGAACGACACAGGAUACUACACCCUGAACAUUAUAUACAAUGAUUUACAGACCGAAAGUGUAAUGAAACAGCUCUACGUAUACCCACCAGUGGCAAAGCCCAUCAUCGAAGCCAGCAACACCACCGUCACAGAACACGGGGUCACCGUGGUCCUGAAAUGCCUCACAAAUGACACCGGGGUCGCCAUCUCCUGGUUCUUCAAUGGCCAGAGUCUACUGCUCACAGAGAGGAUGGAGCUGUCCCAGGACAACAGCACCCUCACCAUAGAGCCCGUCAGGAGGGAGGAUGCUGGGAAUUAUCAGUGCGAGGCCUCCAACUUGAUCGGUUCCAGUAAAAGUGACCCCUCCAGGGUGGAUGUGAUCUUGCAAGAAAAUGGCCCAGUCCUCAGUGUGGGGGCCAUUGUUGGCAUUGUGAUUGGGGUCCUGGUUGUGGUGGCUCUGGUGGCUGCCCUGGGAUGUUUCAUUUUCCUCGCAAGGAUUCGCAGCCCUGGUUGCCUGAGGAACAGCAGAGAGAACUGGUACAUAGAGUCAACACCGGGAUAUGGUCCCUCCAGCAGCUCUCUCUCCCCGGCCUGCCUAUCUGACCGCAUGCCAGAGGUUCCCAUCUACCAGGAAUUAGUACACCCCGACACAGACAUUUACUGUGGGAUGGACCACAAAGCAAAUGUGGCUUCUUAGUGGCUGCCAGGAACUUCUCCUUAAGGGCUGUGGAAAAGAGUCCACCUAAGAUGCCAAACCUGAGAUGGAGUCAGAAGGUGGAGCCUGAGUCAGAGAACCAGCUUUGAGCCCUGAGGAUAUUCAAGAACCUGAAUCUAGGUUUGGGAUCCCUCCUGGAUUUCUGGAGACCCUGACAGGCUGCCCUGAGCCCUGGAUGGACUAGGAAAUGGGCUCCCAUUCCUGCAGGAAGUGGUGGGGGGCUAAGAGGGAAAGCGACUGGGGCUGUGACCCACCAUGGACCCCCAAGAAAUACGAAUAAAGAGCAUCUUCCCAUCA
This is a messenger RNA of Phacochoerus africanus (Common warthog), 1439 nucleotides long. RefSeq names its product carcinoembryonic antigen-related cell adhesion molecule 3-like. Lineage: Eukaryota; Metazoa; Chordata; Mammalia; Artiodactyla; Suidae. The transcript has 8 exons. Gene Ontology annotation, cellular component: cell surface; plasma membrane. Gene Ontology annotation, biological process: regulation of immune system process; signal transduction. The coding region runs from base 108 to 1124 and encodes 338 amino acids. The record is from RefSeq and is a predicted model, not a curated record. Gene Ontology annotation, molecular function: protein tyrosine kinase binding.